Molecule: messenger RNA, 3018 nt
Organism: Kalmanozyma brasiliensis GHG001
Lineage: Eukaryota; Fungi; Basidiomycota; Ustilaginomycetes; Ustilaginales
Product: Cation/H+ exchanger
Exons: 1
Coding region: 1-3018 (1005 amino acids)
Biological process (GO): proton transmembrane transport
Cellular component (GO): membrane
Molecular function (GO): antiporter activity
Source: RefSeq, a predicted model, not a curated record
AUGCCUUUCAACUAUGGCUUUCUCAGCCACAGCGACCCGCUUACCUUCGACCCAAACAAUUACGUACUCACCACCAACGGCUUCGGCCUCUUUCUCACGCAAGUGAUUAUCAUCAUCGUGCUAUGCCAGCUCCUCGGAAAGCUCUUCAAGCUGAUCGGCCAACCGGCCGUGGUCGGAGAGCUACUUGCUGGCAUCCUUCUUGGCCCAACAGCCCUGGGCAACAUACCCGGCUUCACAGAGACCAUCGUUCCAACACAAGCCUUGGGUCUUCUCAAGCUCAUGGCCAACAUCGGCCUCUCUCUGUUUCUCUUCCUCAUCGGGCUCGAGACCGACACGGAUCUCAUGGCAAAAUACUGGCAAAAGGUCGUGCUCAUCACUUUGCCUGGCAUGGCCAUCCCCUUUGGCAUCGCGGUCGGCAUCUCGAGGCUCAUCUGGAUGAUCGAAACGGACCAGACGGUCAAGUUUACCACCUUCUUCCUCUUCGUCGGCACGGUCAUGGCCGUCACUUCGCUCUCGGUGCUCUCACGAAUCAUGGCGGAGAUGAAUAUCCUUAGCACUCGACUCGGAUGCAUCACCAUCGCUGCAGGCGUCUGCAACGACCUCAUCGGCUACGUCUUGCUCGCACUGGGGUCGGCUCUCGGUACGGGCGGCAAGCAGAUUGAUGCUCUGUACCAGUUGCUAGCCGCCGCUGGCUACAUCGUUCUGCUAUGGUUCAUUUUCCGACCUGUCAUGAACCGUCUCAUCGUUCGUAGCGGAUUCGAUAUGGCAACAGGAGCAGAGGACCGCGUUCCUGAGCAUUUGCUGGUCAUCGCGCUCUGCGGUGCUCUUAUCAGCGCCUUCUACACCGAUGCCAUGGGCGUCCACCCAAUCGUCGGCGCCUUCAGCUUCGGCGUCUGCUGUCCACAUGGCAACUUUGCUGUCAAGGUCACAGAAAGCAUCGAGACGCUGGUGAUGCUCGUCCUGCUUCCCCUUUACUUUGUCACCAGUGGCCUCAGCACCAAUUUCAAGCUUCUCGACGACGGAACCUGUUGGGGACUCAUCUGUCUCUUGAUUGUCGGCAUCUUCGUCAGCAAGUUCGGCGCCACUGCCGCCUCUGCCAAACUCGCUGGGAUGACAUGGCGCGAGUCGAUGUGCGUCGCGAGUCUCAUGCAGAGCAAGGGCAUCAUCGAGAUCAUCAUCCUCAAUGUCGCUCUUCAGCUGGAGGUGGUCAGUCCGAAGGUGUUUGCGAUGCUGGUCAUUUGCUUCCUGUGCACCACAAUGUCGGUGCGUCCCUUGUCGCGGUACGUCUACUUCUCCAGUCUGGCGCAAAAGGGCGCCGCAAGCAAGAGCAACGAAGGGGAUGAGAAGCAUGGUCACGGCGCGAACGAAGAAAUUCAAGACUCGAAGCUGAGAGAUGACGCAGAUUCGGCUGACUUUCCCAUCACGGUCGCGAUAGCAUCGCCAAGUCCAGCAACGAAAACGCUCAUGUUUCUGCUCAACCUGAUCGGCCCAGACUCGGACGGACACAGCCCGAACGCGAACAGUAGCGGCCAUGAGGCAGGACAGAUCGCGGUCGAUCUCCUUCGCCUGCUACCCACAGAAUACACGACCUCCUCGAUCAUGCAACUGAUCAACGUUUCGGACGAGCGCCAGCGCGACGAGAUGAUGGAAAGCCUCAAGAAAGUGCAACAGCUCUGCAGAGUUCCCACGUCGGCGGUCCUGGCGAGGGAGAAGAAGCUCAGCCAUUCAUCUGCGACCGCCACCGCACCAGGUGCGAAUGGCGUCUCAUUUGAAGUCCCGCCCGACACUUUCGUCGUGCCCCGCGACGAGAUGAUCAAGAUGAUUGGACAGCAGAAUGCAAAAGCGCAGCACCGACUCGGCACAUCCGACCCGACGCUUUCCGAACUCGGACGAGGCCUUGCACUCGUCACAUGGGAGGCCCAUCACUCGUACGGUCGAGGUCUUUCAUGGCUCGGCAUGGCCGCAGCUGCUAGCGGACUUUCCUUCUCCAAGGCGCUGAACGAGGAAGAUGCUUCCGUCAGCUUCUGGCAGGCUAAUUCGGAUGCACAGUCACUUCCUUCGCGGCUGUUCCGCGACCUCCGCAAGCAGUGCGCCACGGGCGUCUUGCUGGAUCCUAGCAUGUCACAGCAAUCGGGCUCGUCGGUCAUUGUUUCACUCGAUCACGGAGCAAAAGCAGCGCUGCGGCGAGAGCUGGAGGGCCGUCAUGACCUGCGGAGACCAUCUGGCAUGCGCCGUAUCCUGAUCCCCUUCUUCGGUGGAGCGGAUGAUCGCGCCGCUGUAGAGCUUCUGCGCAAGGUUGUUCUCAACUCUCCCGGCAGCAUCCAAGGACUGGUCAUCACAUUCACCAAUGCAGACGAAGCGGAGACUAGCAACGCCAUCGCAUCCCAGGUGAAAGCGCAAGCCCCGAUGACACCCUUGCAGCAUCUGACGGUUGACGACGACGAGCACAUUCAGUCGAUCAACCUGCAGACCGUCCACCAGAAAGAGGCUGCUCGCGUGGAUGCUCGAUUCCUCUUCCACCAGCAGGAUGCGUCCAAUGCUGCGACCACCGUCCCACCGAUUUCGGAGGACCUCGUGGCUACCAUCGACACGCAAGGUCAGAGCGAGUCUGAAGACAGCUCCUCACCGGCGACAGAAGACGAAAGGCUGGCAAAGCCGCUUGCCCAGCGAACGUCGACUACGCGCACCGAAGCGGGGAUCAUCUUCCUUACUCUUCCCUCCUCACCCGAGACCGCCACAGCCCCCAUCAGCACGAUGAGCAAAGUCCUUCUGCCGCUCCUCGACGAGCAGCAGGACAUGCUUUUCAUCGGAAGAGGCAAGUGGAACCAACGACCCAAAGAAUUCCGCCAAGAGGUCGAACGCAUGCACGCCGAGCAGCUUGCGUCAUCCUCACCUAUACCCGAGGAGCUGAGGGAGGAGCACCGUGCCAUCGGCAACUGCCUGGGCGCCGUGACCGAGGGUCUGCUGCUGCAGUCGCUGCGGUCAUGUGCGAUUGUCGUGCAGGCUGCCCAGCAGUGA